AUGCUCUGGCUCCGAUUGAAGAACAAACUGCGGCGAUCGUCGGCUCUGCUGCUGCCGGCCAAUACUAAAGAUCUCGACUCCUGCACCAGCCACAAAAACAACAUCAUCGUCGACCAUCACCACGACCAUUCUUCCCUCUCUCCGCCUCUCCCGUCUUCUCGCCGAUCUACCUUAUCCUUCCGGCGCUCCUCUCACGGCUAUCCUCCUUCAGAAGGCCGGGUCGCCAGCUCGUCUCCCGAGCGCAGCCAUUAUUACUCGGUCGACGACGGGUCGCCCUCCAGGAUCUCUCGACGUGAGGACGAGCUACAGCUCCGGUCAGAGACUUCUCCCGACGACGUUGCUUCUGAGGAGCAGGAACCGUGGAACCAGCGCGUUCUCCAAGCUGGAUCCGACCGCCACGCUGCCGAGCAGGGCAAUAAUUCCCCACCGCCGUCGGGGUUGAACGAGAUCCCAACUUCUCCCUCCGCCGAUCCUCCGACCUCAUCUACUCACUUCAACCCCAUUUCGUUCAACCCUGCUGCCAAUCGAGGACGGGACCAACCCGCGCAUGCAGUCGGUGAACGCCUGUCGACGAAUUCGCAGUCUGAAGACCAUUCAGUCCAGCUGCAGCCGCUUGCCUCCUUUCCAAAACGCCCCUGCCUCGGACCUCGUCGUCAAUCACUGCUGUCGAUCUCGAACCAGCAGGUGAUUAACAGCUUGCUCGACCCGGGGGCACCACUCCACCACGCAGUCCAAGCUGGCAGUCGUCGUGUCGCGACCACUGCGGGAAUGGCCCCUCGCAAGAUCUGGGUCAAACGACCCGGGGGGUCGGCCACCUUGGUGCCGACGGCGGAGGAUUCGCUCGUGGACGAGGUACGGGACCAGGUGAUCAUGAAAUAUGCCAAUUCGCUGGGCAAGACCUUCGAUGCCCCCGACAUCACCAUCCGAAUUUCCCCUCGCGAAGGCGCGAACAAGCAGGCAACCCCUGAACGGGUCUUGAGCCCGGAAGAACCCCUGGUGCCGGUGGUGGACACUUAUUUCCCCGGGGGCCAAACGGUGGAGGAAGCCCUGAUAAUUGACAUGCCCCAACGUCGGACCCCCAAGCCUUCGCCCCGCCACUCCAUGUAUUAUCACCAUUCCGAGCCGGGUGAACACGGUGAUUACUUCCCUCUCAUGCCCGUGAAUGUCAACGUGCCGACCCCUCCCACGCAUGCUUCCAAUUCAUCCGCCAGUGUAAACGCUCACCCAGCCCCCUCGAUCUCCAUUCUUACGACUGGCCACGCCCCUCCGGUGCCUUCGCCGGGCGGUCGAACCAGUCGCCAUACACGUCGACCGCCUAUCACUCGACAUGCGACCAAUUCACCAACGAUUCAUGGUCAGGGAUCGGGCACCAAAGAUUCUGCAGUCACCCCAGCCCCUCAGCCGACUCCCCAAGUCCCGACGCCACCUGGUCCUGCACCUCCGGAUUCACCGCAGAACGGGGUUUUAAGCUCGCCGGCGCGCGUCCCCUCACCGCGCCCUCGACCCUCCACGAAGCCGAAAAAGGGUACUCCACAGUCGUUGAGUGCAUUUGGAGGUCUGAUUGAGGGCACCGUGCCACCGAUCAACGUUCUUAUUGUGGAAGAUAAUGUCAUCAAUCAGAGGCUUUUGGAGGCAUUCAUGAAACGUCUCUCCGUCCGAUGGAAGUGUGCCGCCAAUGGCGCCGAGGCCGUCCAAAAAUGGCGCGAGGGUGGGUUCCAUCUCGUCUUGAUGGACAUCCAGUUGCCCGUUAUGAACGGAUUGGAUGCGACUAAGGAGAUCCGACGGCUCGAAAGGUUGAAUGGAAUCGGUGUCUUCCCCAAGACUGCCUCUGGAAGAUCCAGCGUUGCCAGUGCCACUGCAAUAUCUCUACAAGAGAAGGAUCCAAACAUGGCGGAUUCUCUGAGAGAGGAGGAUACGCUGAAAGAUCCGUCACUUUUCAAAAGCCCCGUGAUCAUUGUGGCUUUGACAGCCAGCAGCUUGCAAAGUGACCGCCAUGAGGCGCUUGCCGCCGGCUGUAAUGACUUUUUGACCAAGCCCGUUCGGUUUGAAUGGUUGGAACAGAAGGUGACUGAAUGGGGCUGCAUGCAAGCACUCAUCGACUUUGAAGGCUGGCGGAAAUGGCGAGGGUUUGCAGUUGAGCAACAAGCACCACCUUGGUCAGAUGGGCCUACAGGGCCCAUGCAAAUUAGCACCGGGGGUGCAUCUAAACAAUCCUCCCCUGUACUACCAGCGCUACCGUCUGCAAGAGCCUCUAAGAAGAAGGGCCACGGUGACUCCAAACUAGCCGAUAAAGAGCAGGACGACUCUUCGGGCAAUGGUAGUUCGGAAGCCCUCGACUCGUCCCAUCCAUGGACGUCAGACGCAGGUAAAAUGUCGACUGUCACCUAG
Aspergillus tanneri is the source of this 2388-nucleotide messenger RNA. It is a transcript of the gene SSK1, whose product is annotated as ssk1 response regulator receiver. The record is from RefSeq and is a predicted model, not a curated record. Gene Ontology annotation, molecular function: phosphorelay response regulator activity; protein kinase activator activity. Gene Ontology annotation, biological process: osmosensory signaling via phosphorelay pathway. The transcript is spliced from 3 exons. NCBI's taxonomy places the organism in Eukaryota, Fungi, Ascomycota, Eurotiomycetes, Eurotiales, Aspergillaceae. The coding region runs from base 1 to 2388 and encodes 795 amino acids. Gene Ontology annotation, cellular component: Mcs4 RR-MAPKKK complex.